Messenger RNA from Scheffersomyces stipitis CBS 6054, 1410 nucleotides. It is a transcript of the gene MIR1, whose product is annotated as Mir1p. Gene Ontology annotation, cellular component: mitochondrial inner membrane. The coding region runs from base 113 to 1027 and encodes 304 amino acids. The transcript has a single exon. The record is from RefSeq and is a predicted model, not a curated record. Lineage: Eukaryota; Fungi; Ascomycota; Pichiomycetes; Serinales; Debaryomycetaceae. Gene Ontology annotation, molecular function: phosphate transmembrane transporter activity. Gene Ontology annotation, biological process: mitochondrial phosphate ion transmembrane transport.
AAAGCACAGAUAGAGUCUAUACUGGUCUUAUUUGAUAUAGGUAUCAUCCAUCUAUUUAUUAUACGCACGCAAUCCUAUAGACUUCCUCCUUAUAUAUACAUAUUUAUUCACAAUGUCUACUCCUGCUAUUCCUCAAUUCACCAUUGGUGAUUACGCCUCGUUCGCUUUGGCUGGUGCCAUGGGUUGUGGUGUCACUCACGGUGCCAUGACUCCAAUUGAUGUCGUCAAGACCAGAAUUCAAUUGGAACCAACCGUCUACAACAAGGGUAUGAUCGGUUCUUUCAGACAAGUCAUCUCCACCGAAGGUGCUGGUGCUCUUUUGACCGGUUUGGGUCCAACUGUCUUGGGUUACUCCUUGCAAGGUGCCUUCAAGUUCGGUGGUUACGAAUUGUUCAAGAAGACCUUCAUUGAACAAUUGGGUUACGACACCGCCAAGAGAUACAAGGACUCCGUCUACAUCGGUUCUGCUGCUCUUGCCGAAUUCUUCGCCGAUAUUGCUCUUUGUCCAUUGGAAGCCACCAGAAUCAGAUUGGUUUCCCAGCCAACCUUCGCUAACGGUUUGAUUGGUGGUUUCUCGAGAAUCUUGAAAGAAGAAGGUGUUGGUUCUUUCUACAACGGUUUCACCCCAAUCUUGUUCAAGCAAAUUCCUUACAACAUUGCUAAGUUCUUGGUUUUCGAAAGAGCUGCUGCUGCCAUCUACGGUGCCAUCCCAACCCCAAAGAACGAAUUGUCUUCGUUUGCCUCCACCGGUGUUAACUUGUCUGCUGGUAUCAUUGCCGGUUGUGCUGCCGCUAUCGUUUCCCAACCUGCUGACACCUUAUUGUCCAAGGUCAACAAGACCAAGAAGGCUGAAGGUCAAUCCACCGUCGGUUUGUUGAUCCAAUUGGCCAAGCAAUUAGGUAUUAAGGGUUCUUUCACCGGUUUGCCAACCAGAUUGGUCAUGGUCGGUACCUUGACCUCCUUGCAAUUCACCAUCUACGGUUCCUUGAAGAAGACCUUGAACUGUCCUCCAGCCGUCGAUUUGUAAACGCACCGUUAGCAUUUAUAAGAAUAUUAAUAGACCUUAGACCCCUCCAAUUCAUUAUCCAUCCUCGCUUCAUCUAAAAUCCUGAAUCCGAGUUCUUCUUUAAAUUGUAUACAUUGAAUAAAAUCUACAUCACGAUUUAAACGUGGCUACCAAACCAAACCACCUACCGCAGUCAUUCCAUCAUGUUCAUUCUGAUCAGUGGAGCUAUUAUACUUGAAUUGUAAAGUUAAUGGUAUUCUAUUGUAUCAGCAUACAUGGGUAUUCUUGCUAGUCUAUGAACAGUUCAUAUAGAGUGCUUUUUUUUGAACUGUGUUGUGUUUUUUAUUGUGAGUAUUAUCUUGUAUAUAUUAUGUAUAUUGAAUACUGAAUGUGUAUUUAACCUU